This is a messenger RNA of Caenorhabditis briggsae, 2121 nucleotides long. RefSeq names its product Protein CBR-FRM-4 (gene Cbr-frm-4). The record is from RefSeq and is a predicted model, not a curated record. Bases 1 to 2121 code for a protein of 706 amino acids. NCBI's taxonomy places the organism in Eukaryota, Metazoa, Nematoda, Chromadorea, Rhabditida, Rhabditidae. The transcript is spliced from 16 exons. Gene Ontology annotation, cellular component: cytoskeleton.
AUGCCGCAAAACAACACGUCGUCGUCGUUCCUCGGACGCCUAACGACUUCGACGAGAUCGAGUUUUCUGUCAGCCAAGGAUGUUCGGUGCAACGUUCAUUUAUUGCACGACUCUGAUAUUAUUGGUAACGAGUUUCCGAGAACACAAUCCGCUCAAACGAUCCUGGAUUACGUGUGCGAAAUGAAACAUAUUCAAGAGAAAGACUUUUUAGGUCUUCGGUAUCAGGAUCACAAUAAGCAUCGUUACUGGCUCGACCUUUCUCGAUCUAUCGGACAUGUUGUUAAACAGUUUCGAACCGAAACAAUGACACUUCACCUCCGUUUUCGUUAUUAUCCAUCGGACCCUACACAUCUCCGAGAUCCAAAUCUAAGAUACCAACUAUUCGUCCAACUUCAAAGAGAUCUCCUUCACGGACGCCUGUACUGCCCGACGUCUUCUGCUGCCGAACUUGCAGCUCUCAUUUUGCAAACACAAUUGGGAGAUUAUGAUGAAGAGAAACACAUUGGAAACUAUGUGAGCGAGUUCAAGCUGCUUCUCAAACAGACACCGAAAUUAGAAGAACGAAUUGCUCAAAAUCAUAAACAGAUGAGAGGGAAGUCCAGCGAUGCUGCAGAAUUGGAGUUUCUGGAGAAAGCAAGCCAGCUCGACACCUAUGCAUUUGAUCCAUACACCAUCAAGGAUCCACAGGACUCUGGACCAGUGUAUUUGGGCGCAUCUUGCAAAGGCAUCCUAGUAUAUGCUGGGCAGGCACGAACCCAUAACAUUGACUGGAGCGAACUGGUUAAAGUCGACUACUCGGGAAAGGAGAUUCGUUUAACACUGUCGGAAUCCUAUCGAGGGCAAAUCACAGCUGCAGGAACGCCAACAGGUACCCUCAAUGGACAUGGACCAGGAUCUCCGAUUUCAGGAUCAAGUGGAAUGGAUAAAUAUCAAGUGAAGAAACCAAUGACAUUGAAGUACACUUGCCCAUCUUCUCAGUUUGCGAAACAUCUCUGGAUUCAUAUCCUGUCACAACAAGCCUUUUUCAAUGAAGAUUCGGCUCGAGAUGUUAAACUGAAAUUCUCCAAGCCACGCAUCCCAUUGCUAUCUCGAGGAUCAACAUUCCGAUUCCCGUCCAAACGCGUCUACAAAGAAAUCGAAGAGGAAGAUGUUAAAUCAAUUCAGUUCGAUAAAAGUAUUCUAGAGACAUCUGCAGUUUUCAACGAAACAACCAUGUCCAAUGAAAACGAAGAAUCUAUUCUAAACUGCUCGUCUUUGAGUGUUCCAACGUCAUCUUGCUCCGGAGUCGUACGAUACGAACUACCACGCCAGACACCACGUGCUGAGCAACCAUGGUUGAAGCCUUCUCACCUAAAAAUUUCCGGACAUGAUAACACUGACACGAUCGCAUCCAGUUCUUCAUCUCCUGAUAGUUCUGAGCAUCAAAACAACAACCUGUCGAAGAUCACAAAUCUGAAUGUGUCGAUGGAUGCUGGAGGAUCUUCAUCACCGGAAUCUACCUCUCCAAUACCAAUUGUUCAUACUCAACAGCAUGCAGACCAUAAUUCAACAAGUUUCACUGUGCAUCUGAUCAAGCGAGAAGAGAUCGCCACGUCAUCAUCAUCUUCAGGAACGAUUUAUGGAGUCCCGCUUCACCAGACACGAGCACAGACCUUGGAGAAUAAAUUCAACGAGCUUGUGGAACGAGAAAUGGACAUAGGACGACCAUUGGCUUCUAGCACUCCUAGAUCUGCAAAGCAAAUUCUGGAAAAGAACGGGAACGGCAAGUUGGCAAAUGGAGGAUCUUCAUCAUCUGCUGAUAAAAAGUCAGUUCACACCAAUGGAAACAUACUCAUAAGCACAGAAGAGAAACAGGACUCAAUUUUAAGCUCGUCAGAAGAAUCCAUGACCACUCAGAAGAGUUUGGUAUCUCGUGUGGCCAACACAUGCUUCGUCAUUUUCCUCAUUCUUCUUCUCCUUAUCGCCGUAGUUAUUGUCUUAUUCGAGCGAUCCGACGGCUCAGCUCACAACGAUUUUAUUGAGAACAAUCGCGCUUUAUCGGACCUCCGACACUUGUAUUACGAACCAACUCGUCAUUAUGUAGUUGGACAGUACCGGAAGUAUUUCGGGCCAAAAAUCUAA